AAUACCUCCCUUUCCUGUUUUUGGCCUGUCGUUUCUUCUCCAUAUCCCCCUCUGUUCUCUCUCGCUCUCUCUUGCCCGUUGCAAUGGCGCGCAUCCUUUCUCAAACCCUUGCCCGGCAGUCCCAAACCCUAGUCCACGAUCCAACCAGAGCGCGCCUCCUCCCGCCGCCGCCCAACCGCCUCGAGGGCCACCGCGGCCGGGCAAGCCGGCCGGAGAAGGCCCUGCUCGUGGAGGUGGACCUGGAGACGGAGGCGGCCGGGCCGGAUGUGGAGGUCCUUGGGAUGCGCCGCCUCGAGGACGCCAUCCACGGGAUUAUUGUCCGCCGAUCCGCCCCCGACUGGCUCCCCUUCAUCCCGGGCGCCUCCUACUGGGUCCCGCCGCGGAAGCGGCCCUACGGCGUGGUGGAGCUCAUCGGCAGGCUCGCGAAUCCGAUGACGGAAGAGGAGGUCCUCUCGCUCACUAGCGUCCGCGGCUGGCCCUCGUCCGCCUUUUUCGUGGAAGGCGUGUCUCCACAUCCAGCGAAGAAGGGCCUGGAGAAAGCUUCUGCACAGUCUGAUGAUGAAGAAAGCUGACUGGUAUCGGACUGAGAAGCAGGGCUCUGCGGCAAUGUAGAUUUUGGAUAAUGCUAAGCCCUCCAGAAGCUCAGUGCAAGUUGUACAUAUAGGGAGGAAGGGAGGCUGACGACGGAUGGGAUGCCCAUGAAGAUCACCCUCCUUUACCUUGAUGCCCGAUAAAGAUCAAUAAUGUAAUUUAACUGUGUUGGUGUUCUCUGAAUUUAAUGCAUAAAAUAUCUGAUUUUUCUUUA
Messenger RNA from Phoenix dactylifera (date palm), 805 nucleotides. The record is from RefSeq and is a predicted model, not a curated record. Lineage: Eukaryota; Viridiplantae; Streptophyta; Magnoliopsida; Arecales; Arecaceae.